This is a messenger RNA of Musca domestica (house fly), 1586 nucleotides long. RefSeq lists its product as uncharacterized. Lineage: Eukaryota; Metazoa; Arthropoda; Insecta; Diptera; Muscidae. The transcript has 2 exons. Gene Ontology annotation, molecular function: protein binding. The record is from RefSeq and is a predicted model, not a curated record. The coding region runs from base 13 to 1395 and encodes 460 amino acids.
UCUAGUGCGAACAUGCGAAUUCUUCCGAUGAUAUCGAUAAAAAAACAAUCAAUCCAUACUCGAUAUUGCAAUCGAUUGUUUGUCAGCUCUAACCCUGAUACUUUUUUGACGCCAUCGAAUGUCAAUAUAAAAUUUCGGAUAUUUAAGAUUAAUUGUUUAUUGCGGACAGCCAGUGGGCCUUUUUCAAAUAAGCAAUUAUCAGAAAAGAUGGAACAGCAUCAAAAUGAGCAACAACAUCAAGUCCGAACAACAGGUCGUAUAAAGAAACCAAAAGCGGUGUUUGAUCCAUCGGACAAUUAUUUGCCCAGAGCACAGCGCUUGUCAAUAGCCACACCUCCUGUUGCAUCAGGUGGUACUGUAAGCGGCAGUAAUCAACUGCAAGAUCGUCGUGGGGCACAUAGUCGAAUAUCGACAGCAUCGUCCUCCGAUGGUACUACUGCGUCCGCUGUGUCAGUAUCGAAAGAAGUCUGUGUUGGAUGCGGCAAGAGGGAAUCAAAGCGUCCUGCGUUCGCAUUCAAAAAUCCACUAAUCUCGUGUGUAGAAUGCGAAAACAAAAUUCAUAAACUUUGCCUAAAAGUUGAUUAUGACGAUUUUGACGCAGUGCGCCCGAACUACAAGUGUGAAAAGUGCUCACCAUGUUCAGUUUGCAAUGAGCGAGGUAAUGAUGAUAACAGUGUGAGAGUCGCUGUAAUAUGUUCCACGUGUACAAAAUUAUUUCACAACGAUUGCUUGCAAUCGGGAGCCUUGAAGGCUGGAGAAGAUCAGCCGCGCGAUUGGAAUUGUGCGAAAUGUACAUUGGAUAGAAAAGAAACAAAAGAUACCGAUGAUUUGCCAGUUAAAAAGAUCCGCGAAAUUAUUGGUGGUGCUCAGGUGCAGGCCGUACACGCCAAUAAUAAAACAAAUCAUGCGGCGUCAACAUUAGAAUCGAACCUAAAACGUCCACACAGUGCAGAGAUUCAAAAAAAGGUUGACGGUUGUUCUCUUGAUGAUGAAGACGGUUCGGCAAAGGAGAAACGCAGUAAAAUUGUCAAUUCCAUCGAAACUACCGUAGAAGGUAGCGUAGAUUCGCAAUCAGUGAAAUCACAUUCACCGUUUUUGGAAAACGCUCGAAACAGCCCCAAUAACGCAUCUUGUGAUGACAUUCCGGAUGUUCAGUUGGUGAAAAAUUGGUCAGUGGACGACGUGUAUGAGUACUUCUGUAAACAAUUUCCCAAAGAAGCUUAUAUAUUUAAAGAUGAGGAGAUCGAUGGGCGCUCUCUUCUACUACUGAAGCGGAGUGAUGUUGUAAAGAAGUUACCGCUCAAGUUGGGACCAUCUCUGCGUAUCUAUAGUGCUAUUUUGAAAAUUCAAGCUCAAUCAAACGAUAACACCUUGGGCUGGAACUGCACACUUUGAUCACGCCUAAAUUUCGAUCAAUCACCAUUUUUUUCAUUCACUUUAUUUUACAUUUAUUUAAAUGUAUUUUUCAUAUAAUUUUCAUUUGUCGACUUAUUUUAUUUCUAUCCAAAAUUAUUUUAAAAUUGAAUUCCCAAUAAAAAUAUCAAUGUACAACAGGUUGUGUACAAAAUUUUAAAAUCAUUACAUAA